Anoplopoma fimbria (sablefish) is the source of this 1285-nucleotide messenger RNA. It is a transcript of the gene gpr146, whose product is annotated as G protein-coupled receptor 146. Gene Ontology annotation, molecular function: G protein-coupled receptor activity. Gene Ontology annotation, cellular component: membrane. Gene Ontology annotation, biological process: G protein-coupled receptor signaling pathway. The coding region runs from base 276 to 1277 and encodes 333 amino acids. Lineage: Eukaryota; Metazoa; Chordata; Actinopteri; Perciformes; Anoplopomatidae. The record is from RefSeq and is a predicted model, not a curated record. The transcript has 2 exons.
CCAGCAGUAGUAAAGUCUGCAGAGACUGCCCCCUUUCCAGAACAAGCCUCGUCGAAAAAGUUGAGAGAUGAAGUCAGUCGUUACCGUAACGCAGUAGAAAGCGGUGCCUUCACGCAGGAGGAGUUCAUGGUGCGUGUGUGAGAUGAAACGAGAGAGACAUGCCAGUGGAAAUACUCACGAUGCAUCCAAACCCAAUGCCGCCGUAGGUCGGUCCGAUCACAUCCAUACGUUUCUGGCGACUCAUUGAGAGACGCCACCGGUGUCGGAGCCCAGCGAUGUGGCUCUGCACGGUUUACAAUGAGACGGACACCAGCGUGGACUUCCGGCUCUGCCAGGACUUUGGCCUCAUCCUGUCGGUCUUCUCCCUCAUCUACCUCCUGGUGUGCUUCCCAUUGGGGCUGUGCUACAAUGUGCUGCUUGUCGUGGUCAACCUCUCCAACAAGGUGUCCAUGACCAUGCCGGAUGUUUAUUUCGUCAACAUGGCCAUCGCGGGGAUUGUCCUCAACCUGGUGGCGCCCGUGGAGCUGCUGAGCUCCACCUUCACCCGCUGGCACGCGUGGGAGUACAACAACGAGGUCUACAUCACCCUGCUGAUCCUCUUCAACAUCUCCUCCCUGGUCAUCAUGUACUCCACCACGCUGCUCAGUCUGGACUACUACAUCGAGCGGGCGCUGCCGCGUACGUACAUGUCCAGCGUGUAUAACACCAAACACGUGUGUGGGUUCAUCUGGGGCGGCGCGGUGCUCACCAGCUUCUCCUCGCUGCUCUUCUACGUGUGCAACCACAUCUCCACUAAGAUGGUGGAGUGCUCCAAAAUGCAGAACAAGGAGGCAGCAGACGCCAUCAUGAUGUUCAUCGGCUACGUGGUUCCAGCUGUGGCCGUUCUUUAUGCCUUCGUGCUCAUAUUGCGCAUCAGGAAGGAGUCUACACCUCUGGACCAGGACUCGGCUCGCUUGGACCCUUCCAUCCACAGACUGCUGCUAGCCUCAGUCUGUGUACAGUUUGUACUGUGGACCCCAUACUACAUGACCCUGUUGGUACACACUGUAGCCGGUGCACCAGGGUACAUUAGCAACGCACAGUACUUACCUACAUACUAUUUCCUGAGAUGCGUGUCUAAGCUGCUGGCUUUCUCCAGCAGCUUCGCGAUGCCUCUCAUGUACAGGCAGAUGAACAAGAACUUCUCCAACAAGCUUCAGCGGCUGCUCAGGAGGCUGCACUGCAGAGACCAGUCCUGCCCUCAUGAACGCUCCACAGUGCAGCAAGUGGUGACGUGAGAUCCCCC